Molecule: messenger RNA, 2114 nt
Organism: Stegastes partitus (bicolor damselfish)
Lineage: Eukaryota; Metazoa; Chordata; Actinopteri; Pomacentridae
Product: solute carrier family 46 member 3
Exons: 6
Coding region: 105-1538 (477 amino acids)
Biological process (GO): vacuolar transmembrane transport
Cellular component (GO): lysosomal membrane
Molecular function (GO): transmembrane transporter activity
Source: RefSeq, a predicted model, not a curated record
GAGAAGCAACCCGGCUCGUAAACACAAUACUGUCCGGGUUUUAAUUAACUGAAAGAACAUGAUACAUGCGACUAUUUAAAUAGGGAGUUUUUCAGCCCCUCAAAAUGAAGCGUCUUUCCCUUGUGGAGCCUGUGGUGGCCCUCUACGCUUUUUCCAGUUUCCUCAUCUAUCCGCUCGUGCAGCAGUACGUGUACCGGAGGCUCUGGCAACAGCUGACAAACACCACAUAUCCCAUCUCUGGAAACACCUCCAGAUGUGCAGCAAACAGCAGCAGCAACCACUCAGUCUUUCAGCAGGAGGUACAGAGGCAGGCGUCUCUCUUCUCCCUUUACUCGGAGCUCCUCUCCACAGUCCCAUCGUUGGUCGUCACUCUCAUGCUGGUGGCCUACAGCGACCGGGGAGGACGCAAGAUCACCAUCAUCAUGCCUUUGGUCGGCACGUUGAUCUAUACGUUGGCCUUCCUGACUGUGUCCUACUUUGAGCUCAACAUUUAUUUGCUCAUCGCCUCCUCACUUCUCAGUUCUCUGUUUGGUGGUUUGGGCACAUUUCUCGGAGGCUGUUUUGCCUAUAUAGCCGACUUGUGUGAGGAUGGCCACCAGAAGACGCUGCGCAUGGCCGGACUGGACAUGAUGAUCGGCCUGUUGUCCGGAGUGGCAGCAAUAUCAACAGGCUACUUCCUGAGAGCUGCAGGCUUUAACUGGCCUUUCCUAACCUCUGCACUAUGUCAGUGUUUGAUCCUGCUCUAUGCAAUAUUCAUCCUAGAAGAGACUGUGAAGAAGGCUCCCACUGACAGCGUCGUUUUAGAUGGGCCUCCUCAGCACUCGGCCAUUAAACAGAUGCUCUUUGGGGUCUACUACAUGUUUGCACGGGCCAGCAGCAGGUGUAGAAAUGUUUUGGCCCUCCUGAUGACCAUCUUUACCAGCUUCUCCUUUGCCUACGUAGGGGGGAUCUCGCUGCUGACACUGUAUGAGCUCAAUGAGCCGCUGUGUUGGAGUGAGAUUCUGAUCGGCUAUGGCUCGGCGCUGUCCACCACAGUGUUCCUGGUCAGUUUUGUGGGAGUGUCAGCACUCACAUACUGUGGCGUACCACAGCUGCUCAUUGUCCUGUUGGGGAUCCUGUCCGUCGCAUCAGGCAUGGUCCUCGCGGCAUUUGCCAAGACAACCUUAUUAAUGUUUAUAGUGAGGAUACCGAUGCUUCUGUCUAUCAUGCCUUUCCCUGUUCUGCGCUCCAUGAUCUCAAAGAUCAUCUCCAAGUCUGAGCAGGGCGCCCUGUUUGCCUUUCUUUCCUUUCUGGAGAGUUUGACCAACAAUGUAUCCUCAGCAGUCUUCAACAGUGUCUAUGCUGCCACAGUGGCAUGGUAUCCAGGCUUUGUCUUCCUGUUGUCUGCAGGACUCUGUGCCAUUCCUUUGUUUGUUCUGGGGGUGGUGGGUCUGAUUGGAACAGAUGUUGCCAAAGAGGACAGAAGUCCAGAGCCUUCAGUCUCAGAUGACGACAAUGCUAUUGAAGAACUGAAUGAGAACAAUCCCCUCAUUAGCUGAGUUGUGUUGACUACCAAAACCUCAAAAGCACUUUGUACACUUAUUUUAGGAUACUUUUUUUCAAAAGUACCUCAGUAACUCCUGUUUUUAGCUUGAUAAGUCAAUAAUGCAGAAUUUCACCUCUUCUUUUGUUGCUUUGUCUUGUACGCAGACGGGUUCCGAUACAGCAUUUUAAAAAGAUAUUACAUUCAUAAUGUUGUUGGAUUAGAGCCAUGCCAAUAUGGUAGCAGUAUGGAGUAUGACAUCCAUCUAAUCUAUCAGGUCUUCAAUUAAGAACAUUGUGUGAGCAUUCUCAGACAUUAUUUUUACCUUCAAAUAGUUUGACUGUGACAUUUUAAUAGAUUGAAUGAGUUUUUAUGUGUGUUUAUUCUAUGAAAGUGAUUUUUAAAAAUAUAUGUAGUUGUUUUCAGAGUUACAGGUAACAUGCCUUUUGUAUCUUUGCCUCUCAGGUUUUGUGUAAUAUUUGUCUAGGUGUUUAUGAAGAGCUCUUCUUGCACUCUAAGAAGGUAAUUCAUGUAACGCAUCAAAUAUGCAGUGUGUCAUAAAUUGUGUUUAUUAUAAUUUGCUUAAAACAAA